GUUUAUUAAGGAUUUCUUUGGUUUUUUUUUUUUUACUUUUCUGGUUAUCGAAUUUUAUUAUUUGUGUAUUGUCAUUUGUCCUCCACGUGCAUUAUUAUUGUUUUACAUAAUUUAUUCAUUUAAUUAUAAUAUAAUAUAAUAAUAUAUCGUCUGGAACAUCGAAUGAUCAAUCCAAAAAUCCAGUAUCGACUUAAUGAAUUCUACAAGUACAAAUACUCAUCAUCAUCAGUAAUAAUCUGAGAAAAUUGAUUUGUUGAUUCUGAUCAACCAUCAAUAACGGUGACGACAACGAAUACAGAAAUGGACCAUUUCGAUUCAUCAUCGAUAACAACAAUAACGACGACGACGACCACCACCAAUCCAUAUAAUAAUGACACAGACUAUAGACAUAUGACGACGACUAAUAAUUCGUUAAUUGAUUCAUCAAAAAAUCCAUCGAAUGAUUCAAAUAAUGAAAUGGAUACGAAAGCCAUGUCAUCGAAUAAUAAAAAUGUUGACCAUGCCACCACCACUGUAACAGCAACAGCUAUAGAUUCAUAUAAACAUUCGAAUCAUCAUCAAUACACUAAUGUUGUUGGUGAUCACAAUGUUGAUGAUCGGGAAACCGAAUUAUCAUCACGUCCAUCGAAUCAAACCACAAGACGAAGUCGUAGCCGGAGUCGUAGUAAUAACCGAUAUGGUCGUAUAGAUUCACGAAGUAAUGAUCAUCGAAGACAUCAUCGUCAUCAUCAUAGAUCAUCCACUUCCUAUAGAUUUCGCAGUCGACGUUCAGAUUCGGAUGAUGAUGAUGAAGAUGAUGAUUCUGAAGACGAUAAUGGUAAUGAUGGUGGUGGUGGUGGUGGCAAUAAUAUUGAUUAUGAUGGACGUGAUAAAGAUAGCGAUGAUGAUGAAGAUCAGACGAAUUCGAGUCAAGAAUCCGAUGAUGAUGAUGAUGAUUCCGAUGAUGAUAGUGAUCAUCGUCAUCGUAGAUAUAGAGGUCAUCAUCGAUCAUCGACAACAACGAGACAUCCAACAUCAACGGUGAUGGACCCUAUGUCUAAUAAUAUGAACAAUCGUAAUCGUCAUCAUCAAUCGUCGUGGAAUAAUAAUAGAAACAACCAUGGUAGUGGUGGUAAUGUCGGAUCAUGGACAUCAUCUAAUCAUCACCAUCAUAGAAAUCGUCAACAUAACAGUACUAAUAAUAAUAAUAAUCGUAAUAGAUAUCAAAAUCGUCAUCGAUCUUCGAAUGGUCGUAACAAUCAUCAUCAUUCGCAUUCACAUCAAUCACAUGGAUCUUCUUAUACUCAGCAACAACAACAAUCUCAAUAUCAUCAUACGAAUAGUUCAGGGCCAUCACAAUUGACGGCAGCAACAAAUACAACGACCUCUUCCGUUAGCGGUAGCGAUAAUAUCUAUCAACAACAGCAUCAGCAGCCGCAACAACCGCAAACAUUAUCAUCAAACGUAUUGACCCAAAAUCCAUUACAAUCUAAUUAUUUCGCUGUAGCAGCUGCUGCUGCCGCUAUUGCUGAGCCAUAUAAUCCAGAAGAUGCCAUUUUUAAUCAAUCACAAUUAAUGAAUUAUCGAUCAGCUAAUUUGAUGACUAAUACUAAUUCUAUACAACAGCCAUCGACACAGCAGCCGAAUAAAAUGAGACAUCGACAUUUGGUUAACGUAUCAUUAGUUGGCAAUGAUGAUGAUGAUAAUAGUAAUCCUCCUUCGCAGAUAAUUAAUUCUUCGAUUGUUAAUCAUGAUCAUAAUCAUCAACAACAACAGCAAGAUGGUAAUGCUCACAAUAUUGAAUUAACUCGAACUUCUGGUGGUGGAUAUGGAAACCAGUCUCAACAACAACAACAACCGCUGCAACAUCAGCUGGAACAUAACCACAAGAAUCAUCAUCAAAAUCGUCGUAAUAAUCAGAGAAAUAAUAAUAAUAGCCAGCAACGAUUUAAUGACAAUACAACAAACAAAAAGAAUCGAUCAUCUACAUUGUUGAUACAAAAAAUACCACCACAUCAGAAUCGCAUCGAUUUGUUGAAUGAUCAUUUCCAAAAAUUUGGUUCAAUUGUCAAUAUUAAAGUUGGCUGUGCUGCUAUUAUUACCGAUGCAGGUGAUGGUGAAAAGUUGGAUCCUGAGUCGGCUUUAAUCCAAUAUUCAUCACCGUUCGAAGCGAAUCGUGCAUACCGUUCCACCGAACCAGUUUUAAAUAAUCGUUUCAUCAAAGUCUUUUGGGCUCGUGACCGUGAACAACAACAACAACAACAACAACAAUCUGAUGGUUCAACCAACAACAUUAAUAAUAUGACGAGUAAACGAAAAUUUUCCACCAAUAAUGAUCAACAACAACAACCUCAAGCUCCUCAACAACAACAAGAUCUUCGUGUUGAAAUAACGAAAAAUAUGUUGAAAAAAUUUAAACAAGGUCAACAACAACAGAAUCAACAACAGGAACAGGCAGCGUCUUCACCACCGGCUAAAAAAGUAGUAUUCAAUGCGGCAGCUGUAGCUGCUGCACGUAAACGUCGAACAUUGUUGAUGCAAACAUAUCGUCAACAAUCGGAUGAAUUGAAUCGAAAAUUGCGAGAAUUACUAUUAAAUCAACGACAUUUAAUGACUAAAUUGGAAGAGCUCAAACAACAACCGAUAGAUACUAGUAAACAACAACAAGGAUUGAAAAAAUUGAUUGAAACCAAUAUGGAACGUAUAAAAGAGAUGCAACAAAAACAGCUACAAUUACAGCAGAUGAUUAAAACAACGACAUCAGCAUCGGAAAAUCCAUUAACAAAUUCGGCAACGAAUCGUGUGUAUAAUAAAAAUGAUGGAAAAAAACGAAAAACGGGACCAUCUAUAGAUGAUGUUCCCGUUGUUGAUUCAACGGCAGAUAUUGAAAAUAAUGUUGAUGCUGCUGAUGAAAAGCCCAAAGUAGAAUCAAAUAGUAAUGAUAAUAAACCACAAGAUGAUGAUGAUGAUGAUGAUGAAGAAAAUCUUAUCGAUGAAGAAUUGACUGAUGAUGACGACGAUGACCACGAAGUAGAUGAAGAAACUGAUGAUGACGACGUUGACGAUGAUGAUGAAGGAUGAAAAAAAACGAGCCGAAUUCUAUCUUUUUUAAAUUCAUUUCAAAAAUCUUUUUUUUUUUUGUUCCAUUUUGUUCUAUAUAUACUCUGUCUCUCUGAAACAUGAUUUUGAAAAUAUAAAAAUUAACUAUUUCGACUUUGUGAAAAA
Molecule: messenger RNA, 3204 nt
Organism: Dermatophagoides farinae (American house dust mite)
Lineage: Eukaryota; Metazoa; Arthropoda; Arachnida; Sarcoptiformes; Pyroglyphidae
Cellular component (GO): nucleus
Molecular function (GO): RNA binding
Source: RefSeq, a predicted model, not a curated record